Molecule: messenger RNA, 750 nt
Organism: Lycium barbarum (goji berry)
Lineage: Eukaryota; Viridiplantae; Streptophyta; Magnoliopsida; Solanales; Solanaceae
Exons: 1
Coding region: 1-750 (249 amino acids)
Source: RefSeq, a predicted model, not a curated record
AUGCGAGUGCUCCGGGCAGCAGAUGCUAAAGUUAAUUGGUUGGUUGAGCGGCUCCCCAAUUUUGUGAAGGAGGCGAUUGAGGCAGCAAUGGCACCCUACACUCAGGCGAUCACAGAUAUUAGAAAAGAGCAGGACAGAAUUAAGGAGCAUGUUCGCCACAUUGAUCGUCGGUUGGAACAGAUUGAGGGGGGCAGUGCAGGCGGUCUUCCUGCCAUUCGGGCGGACCUAGCUAAAGUCAAGAAGGACAUUCGGGUAUUGAAAGCCCAUGACAUUGAGCUCAGUGCACCCAUUCUACCAUCCGGUGCCUCCUUAUUCUCCACUGGGCCUUCGGACAAAGGGGUGGAGGAGUCAGCUGGGGAGGACGAAGAAACUGAGGAAGAAGAGGAAGAAGAGGGGGAAGAAAGCGAGGAAGAGUUUGAUAAGGAGCUGGAGGGUGACCCAGCUGUUGAGGAGGCACGUACUUCCGCCCGAGCUGCUGGUAUUGCUGAAGACGAGAUAGACACAUAUGUGGCCAUGCAGCAGUCCCUUGAGGCGAGCAGAAAAUCCAGGGGGGCCUUUCAACCCCCGAGGGCGGGUGAGGCCAGCUCAUCCACCGCUCCGCCUACUGACACACGACUGCCCCCGUCUGUGGGACCUGAGAUAUUGACACCCGAGAGGGAGGGUGAUGCCGCGACGCUCCCAUUGAUAGUACCUCCGUUGGAGGUCCUCCCUGCUGAUCAGACACCAUCGGACGCCAGGCGUCCAUCGUGA